UUUCAUCCAUCUGCUACCGUUGUGGGAUUCAAACCUCCUGUGCCCUAAAGUUAUCUCCUGAGAGAAAUAUAUAUCUUAUAAACCAAAGAUGUUUUCUUUCUUUGAACCGAAGCUAAAACGACGAACGAAUAUGAUCAAACAAAAACGACUUGAAGAAAAAGGUGAGGGCAAAUCACACUCACAGUACUACAAUGAAAGUAAAGGUAUAAGGAUAAGUGUAGAGGAUAGUAGACUGGUGCCGUUUGCAAAUGAAGAGAAAGGAAAGCUCGUUUCCAAGAACAAUGAGGACGAAGAAGCAAGUUUCGAGCUAACUGAUCUAUUGAAAGCGUCAGCUGAAGGGUUAGGAAAGAGGAUUUUCGGGAAUACCUACAAGGCAAUGAUGGUAGGCGGCAGGUCAGCCGUAGUUGUGAAACGCCUUAGGGAUUUGAGACCAUUGAACCGUGAGGAAUUCGUCAAGCAGCUGGAGAAGAUUGUUUCUUUUAAGCACCGGAAACUGUUGCCUUUCCUUGCUUACUUUGAUUCCACUGACAAGAAGUUCUUCAUAUUCAAGCAUGAAGAGAAAGGAAACCUCAUCAGUCUCCUCCACGGCAAGUCUCACAAUAAUUUUAUCAAACAGUUUGUAGGCUUUUUGAGUUCAUUGACGAAAAUGAUGGAAUUGAACAGGAGCCAGAGGAACCCGGGACAGGAUUCCCUUCAGAUGGCGCUCCAGAUUAUCUCACCUCCAGUUGCCGCGCAACUUAUGUCCUCGUUCAAAUCAACGGAAUACCAGGCAGCAAAGAGAGUCUCCAAGAAGUCAGUUGUCUGGACUUACGGUUGCCUUUCACUAGAAUUGCUGACGGGAAGAAUGUGGGUCAACACAGCUCCAGCAGGCAUCAACGGGGUGGACCUCUGCGGUUGGGUUCAUAGGGCGGUGAGAGAAGAAAGGACGGCUGAGAUACUUGACUUGGAGAUUGCUGUGCAGAGAAGCUCUACUCCGGGAUGGUGAAGCCCUUGCACAUUGCCAUCCGUUGCUAUGAUAAGGACCCAGCGAAUCGGCCAGAGGUUACACAAGUAGCAAGAGAAGUGGAGAACAUAAAAAUUGUUGAAUCUG
Molecule: messenger RNA, 1090 nt
Organism: Rubroshorea leprosula
Lineage: Eukaryota; Viridiplantae; Streptophyta; Magnoliopsida; Malvales; Dipterocarpaceae
Source: the annotation of a GenBank genome assembly